Dendronephthya gigantea is the source of this 2082-nucleotide messenger RNA. Its product is annotated as tetraspanin-9-like. NCBI's taxonomy places the organism in Eukaryota, Metazoa, Cnidaria, Anthozoa, Malacalcyonacea, Nephtheidae. Gene Ontology annotation, cellular component: membrane. The transcript is spliced from 7 exons. Bases 701 to 1453 code for a protein of 250 amino acids. The record is from RefSeq and is a predicted model, not a curated record.
UGAGCUAGAUGUUUAUAUGGCACCCGAUAGAUAUUUAGAGUAUGUGAGAUGUCAGGUAAUGGUACUUACCUACAAAAUGGGAAAUUCCUGUAAAUUUGCCAGAUUUAUUCUUAAUAAUAAAUUUGAAAGUUGUUUUCUUUGAAAGUUGGUUCUAAGAAGUAUGUAACAUAUUAGAUCUUUUAUUAGUAUAGGUAGUUCAUAUCUGUAUGAAAUAAAGGUCUCUAGGGUAAUACAAAGCUCAUUCAGUGAAGGAACAAUGCACAUAAAAUUUGCCUCUGAAAAAAAGCCUCUGAUGCAUGAAAGGCACAGUUUAUAGUUGCAAGUGAACUAUUAAAAGGUAGAGUUAAUGAUUUGGAUGCAUUUACGUAUCUUUUUAUUGGCAAUGAAGUCUUGAUUGCUGUUGUUUCAUUUUCUGAAAGGUAUUUACUAUAUCCUCAUUUAAGCUUGGUUUAAUUUUGUUACAGUGGGUGUAAACAUGAAAUUUCUAGUGAUGUUUGGCAGGCUAGUUCCAUACAUAUAUCCAUAAAGCUGACUAGCAAUAUAAAAAACCUCUCAUCAAAGCAACUUUCUAAAACUUUUUUACUUCAUGAUUUGAAAACUUUGUCAAAUGAGUCAGCCAUGACCCAGCCAUGUGAAAAGAUAGAAACCUAAAUAAUUGGUUUCAAUGAUGUUUGUACUGAUUUUCUUCUUAUUUUAGAUCAUGGGGGAGAGCUGUUACGGAGGAGUUCGUGUUAUUGUCAUCUUCUUCAACUUCAUUUUCUUUCUAUCUGGAUGUGGUAUUUUAUCAUUUGGUAUUUACGUCCAGAUUGAGAAGGGUGAUUAUGCUGCAGUUUCAACAACUAGAGGACUUACUGCUUCUCUCUUGUUAAUUAUUGCUGGCUUUAUCACAGCCGUCAUUUCUUUCUUGGGUUGUCUUGGUGCCUACAAGAAAAUCAGAACUCUGCUGUGGAUUUUUGUGGUAAUGAUGGCCUUGAUUGUGAUCUUAGAGAUUGCUGCAUUGGUUCUUGCCAUAGUUUAUCGUGGAAAAUUAAAAGAUGAACUGCGUGAAGAUAUGACUGCCUCUUUGGAAGAAUAUGGACUGGAAGAUCAAGAUGGAAUCACGGAUGGAUGGAAUUGGAUACAGAGAAAGUUUGAAUGUUGCGGAGUAAACGACUCUCUUGACUGGGCGAGACAUCCCAAUAAAGUCAAUAAAAACGGGAGUCAUAACGUUGUCCCUGACAGUUGCUGUGUGGUUGAGAAAAAGGAUUGUGGUGAUCCUUACAAGUACUCCAAUCAAACUAUCAUUAAUGCUAUCUACACCAAGGGGUGUUUCAAUGAACUCAGAGACUUUUUGGAAAAUAAUCUUUUGGUUAUUGGAGUAUUGGCUGCUGUCUUUGUGGUCAUUGAGCUUGUGGCCAUGGUUCUUGCCUUCCUUCUGUUGAGUUAUUUCAAGGAGAACGGACAGUUCGUGUAAGAAAGCUCCCAUCAUGAUAUUAUUGGAAAUAGAAUUAUUGCUGAUUUACUUUAUGAAGACUUGUCGGAUUUGAUCCCGCCAUUGAUGAUAAAAGUCACCCAGGCCACCCGCUCUUUCUGUUUUCAUUACGUCAGGAUUCUUAUUAUAAAAGAAAAAAAUUCUAGUACGUUGUUCCUAUAUUUUACAAAAAAUGUGUUAAAAAUAUCAAAAGGUCACUGCUAGUUCUUGCAAGGUGUGUUUGAGUAAAAACGUAUCGAUUGAAACCUUUACCAGUUAAAACCGGCUCUUGAAAUCUUCGCGUAUUAAGAAUUAUUCCACUAUUAUAAGACUUUGACAUUAUUAUUUUACAAUCCGCCAUUAUUCUGUUCAUCAUCAGCAUCUUAAUAGUUUUAAAAUAAUGCUGCAAAAACGUCAUAAUGGCUAAAGUCUGUUUGAUGUGAGUGAGAUUGCAUGGACAAUUUUAAAAAAUGAAUUGCAUAAAUUUUCAUCAAAAUGAUCAUUAUCGUUUUAUCUUGUUUACCAGUUAUUAAUAUGUUAUUAUAUAAUUAUAAAUGUACCCUAUUGUUAUUGUAUAUAAUAUUAUAAUAUAUAUCCUAAACUUAGAUCCGUUUACGGUCAAUAAUAAAUCA